UGUGUGAAUUGCGCGCUUAUCCAGCCAGCGAAUUCAGUCGCUGAGUGGCUUUGGUCCGAAUCGGUCGCGUUUUUUUUCUGAGGGGGUUUCUUCGGAUGCGCCUCAAGCCGUUUCUUCCGGACUUCUCUUCUGUAAUAUAUAUUUCACGCGUAUGCGCAGUUCCCUUGUUGUGAAUAUAAGAACCUUUUCUAGUUUCAUUUUGGUGUCCGUUCGAAUCGUGUCGAGUCGAAUUGUCGGUCCGUGGGUGAAUCAGACGUGUAGUUUUUUUUAUACAUCUUUUUGUGUAUCUGCUUUAUUUACUCGAAGAAAGUUUGCUGCAGCCGAUCCCGAUUUUAGUGUGUUUAGUGUUUGUAUUUUGCUCAUUUUAACCGGGCCAUGAUACUGGAGUGAUAUCGUUUCUUUCUGGCCCGCGCGCAACCAAAAGUGAUUCGUUUAUGUGACCGAACAUGCUAAAUGGAUAAUUUACAAUUUUUAUUGCCACUUUUGUGUGUGCCCAACUCAGUCAGUAGCAGAUAGAAGGUGUUCUCAAACAAAGACCCCAGUCAGAGGGUAAACAACAUACGAACCGCUCAAAUCAAACAAGGUGAUUAAGCACGCGACCGGGCGCACGGGGCGGCGCUUUUGGCUCUCAAUGAAAGGAGCUGUUUAACUAAGCCGCGGAACUAACUAGGUCGGAACCAGAAGCCGGACGUUUCGGUCCGUCGCAAUCUCAGUAGUGUUUCAACAGAAAGCCACUUUCACCAACAUCUCUCAGAAUAGCUCUCGAAAAUGCCCCCAACUGAGGCAACGGUUCCGUUGACGGAAAAUGGGCGGUCCAAAAAACCGAGCCCCAGAAUCGUUGCCGGAAGUGACGAAAACCAUCACAAUGGGACCAACGGAGACCACAACCAUCGGAAACCUUCAAUGAAUGGCGGUGAGACGAAUGGCAUCGGAGGGCAACCGGACGAAACGAGUGAACCUCCUAAGCUUGGUUGUUUGGGCCGAUUGUCCUACAAUGUGUCCCUCGCCAUCGGACAUUUUUUCUAUAGAUUGGGUCGGCACAUCGCAAACCAUCCGUGGCACACUAUCAUCCUGUGCUGGCUGUGUGUAGCGCUCUGCAGUUUGGGUUUUAUCCGGUUCCACAAGGAAAAAAGUCCAAUGAAGCUGUGGAUUCCACAAAACUCCAAAUUCCUGCACGACACCAACUGGAUGAUCGAACACUUCAAAGAGGGGAACCGAAUCGAAACGGUGAUGUUGACGGCACCAGACGUGCUAACGCCGGAAGUUUUACUGAGGCUUGCCGACAUAACCGAUAACAUUUCUGCGAUAACAAUCACAGACAGUCAUGGCGAAGAAGCCGGCUGGAAGGAUGUCUGUUUUAAGGUACCACUAAUCGCGGAAUACACCUCCAAAGAUCGCCGCCGAAGGGAAACGGAAGUUAGUGGUGGGGGUAGCACCAAACGACCUAAGAAACCGAAACCGUUUUUCAAUCCCAGUGUAUCGCUACCGUCCUUUAUGUACUGCCCGAUCAUUAACAAGCUACCUAUCGGUUGUAUGGAGAAUAGUAUUCUGGAGCUGUGGAAGUACGAUCGCCGGGUUAUUGCAAACCUGACGAAGGAGCAGAUCGUCGAUAAGCUGAACUCGACCAAGAUCAGUCCGGUUACGGGACACACAGUGGACUACUCUGAUUUGUUGGGCGGUGUUCAGCGGGAUUGGCAGGGCCGAAUCGUGAGCGCCAAGUCCAUUAUAUCUAAUUGGAUGAUCCACGUGAACUAUUCGGAGGUGGAUUCUGAUGUGAGUGGUAAUGCGGCUGGGACCGAGGAUUGGGUUACGGAGAAGGCUAUGCUGUGGGAAGGACUUUUCCUAGAGAAAUUGCAUCAGAUUCAUGAAAACUACAGUGAAGGCGAAGUCGAUCUGUAUUAUGCGGCUGGACGCAGUUAUGGCGAUAUAAGUGCUGACUCGAUGUUCAAGGACAUGGAUAAACUGGUCAUUGGGGGCGUUAUCAUGUUCAUCUACAUGCAGUUGGUGUUGUCGAAGUUCAGCUGGACUGAGUUCAGGAUUAUCUUGGGAUCAGUUGGUCUUCUCAGCGUAGGAAUGGGCUUUAUCGCUGGUUGUGGUAUUGUGGCUCUCAUCGGAGUAUCUUACGGUCCGGUUCAUACUUCACUACCCUUCCUACUCAUGGGUCUGGGAGUAGACGAUAUGUUUGUGAUGAUGGCCUGCUACCGGAAGAUUCAUAAAUCUCACUCGUCUCUCCCGCUAGCCGAGCGAAUGGGGCUUAUGUUAAAGCAUGCCGGUGCCUCGAUAACCGUAACCUCACUGACUGACAUCGUGGCCUUCGCCGUCGGAUCGAUAACCGUGCUGCCAUCGCUACAAUCUUUCUGCAUCUACGCUGCCUUCGGGGUUCUGAUGAUGUACCUUUUCGUGAUAACAUUCUUCGUAGCAAUCUUCACCCUGGACGAACAGCGUAUUAGUGCUAGGAGGAAUUCGUUUGUACCCUGGAAGAUACAUGAUGAAAAGUCUACUCAGUUGUGGUGUGAAUACAAUCUGAUGCAUCGAUUCCUCAAAGCUCUCUAUUCGAAGGUGAUCCUCUCAAAGUUAGGUAAAACCGUGGUUAUUCUUGGGGUUAUGACCAUGACCGGUUUCAACAUUCAGAGCUUGCUCAAGCUUCGACAAAAGUUUGACCCUAAUUGGUUCAUUCCGGAGGAAACCUACUACAACAAGUUUGUGAUGACAGUUAGGGAACAGUAUCCGAAUAGUGGCUACGAGGCAAUGAUCCUCUUUGGAAACUACAACUACACAGCGGAGUUGAAGAACUUUUUACACAUUUCGCACGAGCUUGAAAAUCGUACCGAUAUAUUACAUAGUGUCAGUUCCUGGGUAAUUCCUUUCCAGGAUUUCGUCGAGGUUAACUAUGACAAAGACAUCGGUGAAGUAACUCUUCCGGAAUCGGAGUUCCACGAGUACCUUUCGAAGUUCCUGUUCAGUCACGAGGGAGGACGCUAUCAAAUGAACUUCAAAUUCGAAUCCAAGCUGCAGUGUGGCAAACCGGCCCCGAAUAUCACCGUCACCACGAUUGAUUUCAAGUUUCGACCGUUCAAGGAACGUGAAGAAUACAUACCGGCCAAAUACGCUGUCGAGGACAUUCUGGAGCGAACGCAGUUCACUCAGGGGACCCACUUCAAUACACUGUGGGCCAAAAUCUUCGGCAACUGGGUCACGGACGAGAUUAUCGAUACAGAAAUCUAUCGAAACAUAGCGCUGGCCAUGAUCGGUGUAAUGUUCUGUUCCGCGGUGCUGAUUGUUAAUCCUCAGAUUUGCUUCUGGAUAUUCAUAUGUGUGCUACUAACGCUGGUCAACGUUGGAGGAUUGAUGCAACGAUGGGGUCUUACGUUGGAUCUGGUAUCCUGUAUCGCACUGCAGCUCGCUGUCGGCCUCUGUGUAGAUUACGCUGCCCAUAUCGGUCACACGUUCCUUACAAUUAGUCAUGGUAAUCGCAACCGGAGGGCAUUGGAAACAGUUCUACACAUCGGUGCUGCCGUUCUGUACGGCGGAGGUUCAACCAUCCUGGCACUCAGCGUCCUAUCAGGAUCGCAAGCUUACACGUAUCGAACCUUUUUCAAAAUAUUUUUGCUUGUUAUUCUGCUGGGACUAUUCCACGGUUUGGUACUGCUCCCGGUAAUUCUGAGUCUCAUUGGACCUCCACCGUACAGUGGAUUCAUCGACGGAACCGAGAAGCUACCGGAAGAACUGGAAAAGGAAAUGCUACCAAUACCGGAAAAUCAAAAACGAAACGGUAAAACCAACGGAAAUUUAGCUCACAGCGAGGACGAAAAGCUACCGAUGAAGGUUGAUGAAGUGCCUUAAAAAUAGACAGUUUUAAAAAGCUGCAGCUUCUAAAAAAGGUUCCAUGACUUAUCCUAACACUCCUAGAGCUAGAGCCGGAUGUGCUUUGGCGCGUCGUUCAAGUGCACUUGACUCAUGCACAAAGUAAGGCAAAAAUUUUAUUGUAUCUGAUGCGCAAUUUUUUUUUAUAUAUAAAUGUGUCUGUUGUAUUAUAACACCUGCAAAUGGGGAAAGGAUUUUCGCGCUAUGAAAAACCUUUCGAAAUGAUUGUGAUUUUACAAAUUAAGUCUUAAAGUAUUAAACCUCUGUUCUGGUAACAAGUCAGUAAUGUUAGGUAUUCUAAAUAAAUGACAUAAUGAAGUUUGAA
Uranotaenia lowii is the source of this 4189-nucleotide messenger RNA. RefSeq names its product protein patched homolog 3-like. The transcript has 7 exons. Gene Ontology annotation, cellular component: membrane. The record is from RefSeq and is a predicted model, not a curated record. Lineage: Eukaryota; Metazoa; Arthropoda; Insecta; Diptera; Culicidae. The coding region runs from base 769 to 3843 and encodes 1024 amino acids.